This is a messenger RNA of Lycium barbarum (goji berry), 1381 nucleotides long. Its product is annotated as tubulin-folding cofactor C. Gene Ontology annotation, biological process: tubulin complex assembly; post-chaperonin tubulin folding pathway. Bases 79 to 1131 code for a protein of 350 amino acids. The transcript is spliced from 2 exons. Gene Ontology annotation, cellular component: cytoplasm. Gene Ontology annotation, molecular function: tubulin binding. The record is from RefSeq and is a predicted model, not a curated record. Lineage: Eukaryota; Viridiplantae; Streptophyta; Magnoliopsida; Solanales; Solanaceae.
UUCCAAAAUUUCCAUCGCGUUCAAUCAAGUGUAGGCUAGCUCUGAACAGACGCACUCUGCUCAAACUACUUCCAUCAAAUGGAUUCAGACAAUCAAUUCCCCAAACCCGACCCGAAUUCGGAUCAUUCGGAUCCCACUCUCCAACGAAAACACGCAGCAAUGAUCGAACGCCUCUCAAACCUACACCAAACCCGUUUAAUCCGAAAACCCGACCCGGAAUCAAACUCCACAGCUUCCUUUCUAUCUCGUUUCUCCGAAUCCAAAAACUCAAUCGAAUCCACACUCACCCGAAUCCGUCAGACGCCCGACCCGCAUUCCGACCCGACCCUAAAACCCGAACUCGACAACGUAUCAAUGUCCAUUGCGGAUCUUGAAAAACUCGUAGCUGAAAACACUUUUUCGUUACCAUCGUAUGAAGUUCGUACGUGUCUGAAAACAAUAACAGAUUUAAAACAAUUCGUCGAACAGGUUACGGGCGAAGUAAUCCCAAGGAAGAAGUUCUCUUUUAAGAACAAGUCAACUAAGAAAAUCACAACCCAAAACGACACCGUAUCAGAUGUCCCAAAUGUGGAAUCAAAGAGCACAGGGUUUAGGGUUUUGGACUCGCCUGGAUUUAGGGGAAAAGAAAAUGAGGUGUUAGUGAAAGAAUUCAAUAAGGGUAAUGAUAAUGAAGAGAUUAGGGAAUUUGUGUUAUCAGAAUUAAGGGGUUGUGAAGUGAGACUAAUGGGGUGUGUAAGGGCAUUAUUUGUGCAUAAACUAAUUGAUUGCAAGGUAUAUGUUGGGCCUAUUUUCGGGUCGGUAUUGAUUGAAGAAGCAAUGAAUUGUGUGUUCGUGAUGGCGUCUCACCAGAUUCGUAUUCAUCAAGCUAAAGGAUGUGAUUUUUAUCUUCGAGCGAGGAGUAGGCCAAUAAUUGAGGAUAGUAAUGGUGUAAGGUUCGCACCGUAUUGUUUAAAGUAUGACGGGAUUGAGAAGGAUCUUGAGGAAGCUAAUCUUGGUGAAGAGACGGGGAAUUGGUCGAAUGUGGAUGAUUUUAAGUGGUUAAGAGCAGUGCAGUCUCCAAAUUGGUCAAUUUUGCCGGAAAUUGAACGUCUUGGAAUAAUAGAUAUUUCAAAUCGAGACCCGAAAAUUUAAAACUUUCUGCUUGAUGAGUGGUUAGUAUGUUGAACCCUCAUUGUGUAAAGUUAUAACUUUUUUUUUGGUUAUCUUCUUAAGUGUACUUGAAUCUUAGAGGAAUAAGGAUGCAUCAGCUCGAGGAGCCCUACAAGUUAGCACUGACAAGUGGGGUACAAGUUGAUCUGAAGGGAAAUUUCUCGACUUCUUGUAUUAUGUAGCCUGAACACAGUGUGAAUAAUACAUCUCAUUGGAGAGGUAUUAACGGAAA